Molecule: messenger RNA, 3264 nt
Organism: Labeo rohita (rohu)
Lineage: Eukaryota; Metazoa; Chordata; Actinopteri; Cypriniformes; Cyprinidae
Gene: dld
Product: deltaD
Exons: 11
Coding region: 465-2624 (719 amino acids)
Biological process (GO): cell communication; heterophilic cell-cell adhesion; multicellular organism development
Cellular component (GO): plasma membrane; protein-containing complex
Molecular function (GO): calcium ion binding
Source: RefSeq, a predicted model, not a curated record
UCAGUCUCUCACAUGGAAACAAGAGUACGGGAGGAAAGUUUGGAUCAGUAAUUUGGAUCAUCUCCACGCCAAUUGUAUAAACGGAAAAUAAGCGAUACACGCGUAGAUAACUCUGCGCCUGGGUUUUCAGCAUUUUUUUCGGCUUCCUAAACUAUCCGCAAGUGGACUGCAAACUUUUGACAACUUGGAGUAAUCGUCUUCUGAGGGAAUUUCCUGUUCGUCCCCCUUUUGCGCAUCGGGGUUUCCUCUUUAUAUUCGUAUUUGGGAUUUAAUUACUUGAUUUUUUUUCCAAGGGGGACUUUGAUGGGCUUGCAUGAGCAGAUAAAGUGAAAACAACAGAGCAUCAACCAGAUCUGCCUCCCACUGAGUGGAGAACUUCGAGUCUCAAUGAUUUAUUGAGACACGGUCUCAUACAAUUGCCUGGCCCGUGGAAGCUUAACAACAAAGUGCAGAUCCUCUCCACCAUGGGACGACUUAUGAUAGCUGCUUUGCUUUGUGUCAUGAUAAGCCAGGGGUUUUGUUCUGGGGUUUUCGAGCUAAAGUUGCAAGAGUUUCUUAACAAGAAAGGGGUGACAGGCAACGCAAACUGCUGCAAAGGAUCCGCAUCAGAGGCUCAGCAAUGCGAAUGCAAAACCUUUUUUAGGAUUUGCCUGAAACAUUACCAAGCCAAUGUAUCUCCAGAUCCUCCAUGCACCUACGGUGGCGCAGUUACCCCAGUGCUCGGAUCAAACUCCUUCCAAGUUCCCGAGAGCUUUCCUGACAGCUCCUUCUCCAACCCCAUUCAGUUCUCAUUCGGAUUCACAUGGCCGGGAACGUUUUCGCUGAUUAUCGAAGCGUUGCACACCGAUUCCAACGACGAUCUGUCCACAGAAAACCCAGAGCGUCUCAUCAGUCGUAUGACCACCCAAAGGCACCUAACGGUGGGCGAGGAAUGGUCCCAGGACCUACAGGUUGGUGGGAGGACCGAGCUGAAGUACUCGUACAGAUUCGUUUGUGACGAGCAUUACUACGGCGAGGGCUGCUCGGUCUUCUGCCGUCCCCGCGACGACACUUUCGGCCACUUCACCUGCGGAGAGCGCGGAGAAAUUAUCUGCAACUCCGGAUGGAAAGGACAGUACUGCACAGAACCAAUCUGUCUUCCGGGAUGUGAUGAAGACCAUGGGUUUUGCGACAAACCUGGUGAAUGCAAAUGCAGAGUGGGAUUCAGUGGAAAGUAUUGUGACGACUGCAUCCGCUAUCCGGGCUGCUUGCAUGGCACCUGCCAACAGCCAUGGCAAUGCAACUGCCAAGAGGGUUGGGGAGGCCUCUUCUGUAACCAAGAUCUCAAUUACUGCACACAUCACAAACCCUGCCAGAAUGGGGCCACUUGCACCAACACUGGCCAGGGAAGCUACACCUGCUCCUGCAGACCUGGUUUCACUGGGGACAGCUGUGAGAUUGAGGUCAACGAAUGCUCUGGCAGCCCGUGCAGAAACGGAGGCAGUUGCACUGAUCUUGAAAACACCUACAGCUGCACGUGUCCUCCUGGUUUCUAUGGAAAAAACUGCGAGCUGAGCGCCAUGACUUGCGCUGACGGUCCCUGCUUCAACGGUGGACGCUGUGCAGACAACCCCGAAGGAGGAUACUUCUGUCAGUGCCCGACAGGCUACGCUGGAUUCAACUGUGAAAAGAAGAUUGAUCACUGCAGCUCCAACCCUUGCUCAAAUGGGGCUCAGUGUCUAGAUCUUGUGGACUCCUAUCUCUGUCAGUGUCCUGAGGGUUUCACUGGAACUCAUUGUGAAGACAACAUCGAUGAGUGUGCCAACUAUCCCUGCCAGAAUGGCGGCACGUGCCAAGAUGGACUCAACGACUAUACAUGUACCUGUCCGCCUGGAUACACUGGGAAGAACUGCACCUCUGCGGUCAACAAGUGUGUCCACAAUCCGUGCCACAACGGUGCAACUUGUCACGAGAGGGACGCACGCUAUGUGUGCGCUUGCAUCCCAGGUUACGGAGGACGCAACUGUCAGUUCUUGCUCCCAGAGAACCCAAAGGGACAAGCCGUUGAGGGAGCCGACAAAAGAUACUCUUAUGAUGAGGACGAUGGCGCCUUUCCUUGGACGGCGGUUUGCGCUGGGAUUAUAUUAGUGCUUUUAGUCUUGAUCGGCGGCGCCGUCUUGGUCGUCUACAUCCGUCUUAAAUUGCAGCAGAGGAGCCAGCAGAUCGAUAGCCAUAGUGAAAUCGAGACCAUGAACAACCUAACCAACAACUGCAGCCGAGACAAGGACUUGUCCGUAAGCGUCAUCGGAUCCACACAGGUGAAGAACAUCAACAAGAAAGUGGACUUUCAGAGCGACGCUGCAGGCGGGGAAAAAAACGGAUUCAAAUCACGUUACUCGCUAGUGGAUUACAAUCUUGUUCAUGAGCUGAAGCCGGAGGAUUUGGGAAAAGAGGACUCUGAGAAGAGCGAAGCGACUAAAUGCGAAGCUCUCGAUUCAGACUCUCAAGAGAAACACAGAAAGCAUUUAAAAAGUGAUUCUUCAGAGAGGAAACGUACAGAAUCUUUGUGCAAAGACACAAAGUACCAGUCAGUCUUCGUUUUAUCAGAGGAGAAGGAUGAAUGUAUUAUUGCAACCGAGGUGUAACACCACAACGGAGCUGUAGCUCGUCUUGUUCUACAGGAGGUUUUACUCCAGUAAUGCUGCUCAAACCAGAGGGAAGGUUUCCUUCAUGUGACUGCUGCUGUGAAACUUAUGUUGAAGGUGAUAUUCAGAAUGAGCUGGUUCUCAACUGAAGUAAACACAGUGACUGCAGGAAAGGACGUUGGGCCAUACUGGCUCGGACUCUCAAAGUUUGUUUCCCAGGAACGUGCCAAACGGACUCGCUGCACUUCCUGUAGGGACGGUUUUACCUCAUUGCACUAUGAUGGGUUGUAUUUUUAAUGUAUUUAACACACAAUUGAAUCGGAUACUGUGUAUGCAUAUGCACUGACCGCAGUGUGUAUCUGGAAGUUCUCUGAUCAUUACGUAGAUCGGAAGAGGAAAAACACUGCCAUGUUUGUGACUGAUUUGAAAGCUUGUAUUUCUUUUAUUUAAGUGUUAUUUGUGAUCGAUGUGUUUGUGGUUUCUUUCUUCGUGUGUGUGAAGUUUGAUGUAAUUUAAAAUCUUUUUCAUUUUGCAAAUUUGUCUAUUGUAAAUAAGGCACUUCGGGUCGAUGUGACUGUUUUCUGUUAUGUAAAUGUAUUUAAACAUGCUGUCAAAAUUUACAGGAAUUGUUUUUAUGACU